Molecule: messenger RNA, 699 nt
Organism: Aspergillus viridinutans
Lineage: Eukaryota; Fungi; Ascomycota; Eurotiomycetes; Eurotiales; Aspergillaceae
Exons: 2
Coding region: 1-699 (232 amino acids)
Source: RefSeq, a predicted model, not a curated record
AUGUCAUUUGAAACGAGCAAGGCUCUCGUUGAGAAAUUGAUAUGCAUUUUGCGAGGAGAAUCCCAACCUGAUCUAGAUAUGCCUGUGGAGAGGAUCUUAGUUGAUCUGUGGAGACAAAUGCGAUCUAUUGACUCAAGCGCAACCGAGGACCUUUUGCUUGCGACUUGCUCCCUGUGGAGCGCUCAAGGCAGUGACGCACGGAGGGAGUUCAAAGACCUAGGCAGUUACAUCGACUAUAGGAUCUGUGAUGGAGGUUCAGUGAUUGUGAGUCCUUUGACACGCUUUGCAAUGGGCCUUCGCUUGACCAACGACGACAUCGAGGCGGUGAAGGAAAUCACCAUGAACAUGGCGAGGCAAAUCCCUCUCCUGAACGAUAUUUGCAGCUGGGAGAAGGAGUUAAAGAAAGCUAGAGAGUCAAAGGCGGAUGGAGCUCAACUUUGUUCCGCUGUAAAGAUUAUUGCGGAUACCCUGAAGAUAGACGCAGCGGCAGCUCAGCGCCUUCUCUGGCAUAUGUGUCGCGAGCUCGAGGCCCGGCAUGUUCAGCUUGCGGGUGAGAUUUUGGCUGUCUACCCUCACCUAUCCAGCUAUUGCAGAGCCAUUGGUUAUCCCAUGAGCGGGCAAGAAGUUUGGGCUUUGCAAAGUGAGCGCUUCAACUAUGCUCGCUCUCUGGGAAUUAUGCAUCCCUUCAGUGAGGGGUGA